Messenger RNA from Sardina pilchardus (European sardine), 2337 nucleotides. It is a transcript of the gene fndc7a, whose product is annotated as fibronectin type III domain containing 7a. Lineage: Eukaryota; Metazoa; Chordata; Actinopteri; Clupeiformes; Clupeidae. The record is from RefSeq and is a predicted model, not a curated record. The transcript has 11 exons. Bases 1 to 2337 code for a protein of 778 amino acids. Gene Ontology annotation, molecular function: protein binding.
AUGACUGUUCGUUGGAGUGGGCAUUCUGGGGCCAGCUCUUACAAAGUCACCGCCACACCGAAAAAUUCUCCCGACACGCCAGUUUUCGCACAGUUUAGUGGCAAUACCGUGAUGGGCUCAGUAAAUUCACUCAUGCCAAACACCGUGUACACUAUGCGCGUGGACGCCAUGGACUCCGUUAACGUUCUGAGCAGCGCAGUGACAGAGGAGAUCACAGCUCCCGAGGUGCCAACAAUCGACAAGGCCUACUCCAAACAGAGCGGCAGCAUCACGGUGGAGUUUGGAGAGGUCUCUGGAGCCACCUCUUACAUCCUACGGGCUCAGACCUUGGACGGGGGGUUUUUCUCUGAAACUGAAGUCAACAGCUCCAACCGCACUGUGAUCAACCUGCAGCCUUACACCACUUACUCCCUAAACGUCAUGUCUGUCAACACUGGAGGGAGAAGCCAGCCAUCUAUGCCAGUUGUGACCAGAACAGUAAUUGAAAGUCCCGACAUGAACACCACCUCUCCCAGCGACGACACCAUCCAGGUGAGCUGGGAGCCAGUGGAGCAUGCUGUACUCUAUAGCCUGUGCAUCAUCAAGGAGGGCGCGGACACAAGGGUCAAGCUCAACACCACAGACACCGCCCACACCUUCUCCAACCUGGAGCCUGGCACCACCUACUGCAUCAAGGGCACUGCCUGGGAUUCAGAUGGCAACAUGGGAGAAGACCGCACAGUCUGCCAGAUCACAAGGCCCAAGAGUCCGCUGGAGGUGGCGGUGACGCUGACCCCGGGACGGACGAUGGGCAUGGCCGUGUCCUGGUCAGAUGUGCGUGGAGCCGAUGCCUACCUGGCCAGCACCUCCACCUAUCAGAACUGCAGCUCCAACGUGGAGAACUACUGCCUGAUCACGUCGCUGUACUGCGGUCAGAACCUCACGGUCACGGUGACUGCGGAGAACGACGCCGGGCCCAGCACCCCAUCCACGCCUGAGGAGUUCAUCACCUUCCCGUGUCCCCCCGAGUUUGUGUGGGUGGAGGAGGCGGAGGCCGGCAUGUGCUCCGUCAUGUGGAGCGAGGUGGACUUCGCCGAGUUCUACAUCGCCUACGUGAAGCGCGACGACGGCUCGGAGGAGCGCUGCAACACCACGGACACGGUGUGCCACUUCCGCUGCCUCUGCGGCUUCACCUUCUUCCCCACCGUCUUCGCCUACAACCACGUGGGCCCCAGCCUGCCCGGCCCCGUGCUCAACUACACCACAAUUCCUUGCUGCCCAGAGGAUGUGACUGUGUCGCUCGUUUCCACGGAGACACUGGACAUCACAUGGUCGGCAGUGCGCGGGGCGGAGCUUUACGAGACCAUUGCGGCUGACCAGCGCGACGUGAUCCACUGCAACGACACGGCGCCGAUGUGUGCCCUCUCCGACCUGAGCUGCAACAGCCGCUACAGCGUGGUGGUCAGACCCUGCAGCGAGAUCAGGGGCUGCAACAACACAUGCAGAGCUCAUACGCAAGAGACAGCCCCCUGUGCUCCAGAGAUCCUCAACAUCACCCAGACGUCUGGGUCGGGCGUGGUGGUCCAGUGGCGCGCGGCCAACGCCGAGGCCAACUACACGGUGAGCGCGGUGGGCCGCACCGACUCGCACAGCUGCCAGUCGACGGGCACGGCCUGCGAGAUCACCGGCCUGCCCUGCGGCGCCACCUACGAGCUCAGCGCCUACGCCAGAACCACGGCCGGACGCAGUCUGCCCAGCUACACACAGACCCUGGAGACAGAGCCCUGUUGUCCUGAGAGUCUGACCGUGGAGCAGGUGACCCAGGCGAUGACCCAGGUGUCGUGGUCAGCAGCGACAGGAGCUCGCUCCUACAUCACCUCUCUCACCUCGCCCAAAGGACAGGCCAAGUGCCACACCAUGGACACGCACUGCACCAUGGGAUGCAUCACCUGCGGCACCAACUACACCGUCACCCUGGAGGCCAUCAGCAGGACCGGGCACAAGAGCGAGUGCAGCUACCACGGCUUCUCCUCCAGUGCGUGUUGCCCCUCGAGUGUGAAGCUGUACCGUAUGGCCAACAACACGCUGCGGGUUUACUGGCGCUCGUCCGGCAGCCUGCACAACCACCUGGCCGACCUGUACGGCACCAGCUCCAACUACACCUGCACCCCGCCCAUGGGCUCCAACUACUGCGACGUGUCGGAGAUCGUCUGCGGGGAGGUGUACACGGUGGUGGUAGCACCUCUGGCCCAGGACGGCACCAAGAUCACCUUCUGUCCCAGGAGGAUGUACUCAGUGUCAUGCUCUGGAAAUACUCUGGGAAUGGUGAUCUAUCGUGGGAAGAGGAGUGUUGAUUAA